AAAUUUAGUAUUUGGCGGGAUAUUAUCCUUUAAAUAGACUGGACUAGAUAUGCCUUGCGCACACCACCUUACGACUUUAUAGACGAAUCUAUGUCUGAAUUAUUUUCUUGCUAGAAAUUUAUGCUCGAUCGAGCUUCUUCCGCCAGACGAUUUUACCUGGUGAUGUCAUAACCCGGAAGUACAAUGCCCGAGGUUCACUUGUCUUCACUCGCCUGGAUGUGAUAUUCCCAGCGCAGAGCUUUCGUCCCAUGGUUGUGCCGUAAACCGCAAAGACGAUGAUUUUUGUUAUCCUCUGAAGUCAGCUCAGGGAUGCAAUCACCUACCACCAUAGGGAGCCAACACGGAAUCAACGUAUUCACGGUUUAAAGGGACUGUAUUUUGAAUUUAGAAGCUGCGUUUUGUUUGUGCUACUUAAAGUUCACAAUUGAAUUAAAGAACUGUGUCACGUCAGAUUAGAAUGGAAUUUAAGAACUUUUGUAUCUAGAGAUACUGAACUUUCUUUUUUUUUUCUUUCUUAUAAUCAGUUUUUUUUUCUUUUCAUAUCUAUUCAUUGUUGAUAAUCAUCUUUUGUAAAUAAAUUUGUAAAUAUUGUAAAGGGUGUUGAUUUGUUCUGAUGGUUACUGUCGCCGGUACGGCCUUUCCUGUCACAAUGGUGUCAGAAGUGGGAUUGGUCGACCAGACACAGUAGCUAUUCGAACAUUAUUAACACCCAUUUAACUGCAGCAAUAAUUUGUAAAGAUUCCUCUUGUUUUGUUCUAUUGUUACACAUAUAAUAGUUUUAUUCAUUUUUCAGAGUGACGGCUUACCUCAGACAAGACAAGACAGAUCCGUAACUUCAGCUAACCAGCUUUAGUGGUCACAGACUGAUAGACAGUUGCUUACGACACUUGGAUUCUGGGGUGAGUUCGUUCCUUUUAUUUUUCUUUUGGGUUUAUUUUGUGUCACUCUAUGAUUAAGCCACCAUAUAUCUGUGCUGAGAGUGAUCGCCCUUGACAAGGAGAGUUAUCCUACUCACUCAUAAUUGUGCGUCGCCCUACUUCUCCCAGUGAUCUUAUUUUGUAUUAGUGUACUGUAUACAUACCAGAUACAGUAUUUUUUUUUAAUUUGUGUGUGUUAGCAAGCUUGUUUACUUGCAUAUACUUUUAACCUACUCUUAUGUUUUAGUGCUACACUGUUGUGUUAUACCUAUACUUUAUCUUAGGAUAAAGCACGUUGAUUUAUUUUUGUUUAUUUGUUACACUAAAGUGUUAACACCAGUUACAGUUGAUUGAUAUUUGAUAAGGCUAGGGUAUUGUUACAGCCUACUGUCACUGUACUUUGUUGAUUGUUGCCUAUGCAACCUUGAUUGACACAUAGUACUGUUGCGCAACUUAGUGUAUUAUUAUUUUAGUGAGGACGUUUGGUGUAGUAUAUACGUAGAGUAUAGUAUUUUGUUUUGGCUCCAGUGGUAACUGUAGAGCUUUAGUGUAAACUAGUGUAGUCUAGUAUUCCCUCACGAUUGUUUAUUUAGUGUCUCAGGUUGUUAUAGUAGCUGUAGUGCGUAGUGUUAUAUAGUGUUAACGUAGUGUAAUCAUGACUAGUGUAGUAGAGUUAACGAAGGUAGGAAAGGAGUUAGGUUAUGAAGGAGAGGAGUUACGUAACUUUGUUAAGGAAGAGCAGGCUAGGGAACGUGAUGAAAGACAUAGUAGAUUAGAAGCAGAGAAAGAUAGAUUAGAGUUAGAAGCUAGAUUGCAGAAGGAAAAGAUAGAGUAUGAACGUAAGUUAGAAUUAGAUAAGUUAGAAUACGGACGUAAGUUAGAACAGGAUAAGUUAGAAAUGGAAAAGGAGAAGUUAGUGUUAGCUAGGAAGUUAGAAACAGAGAAGGAGGAAGCAGAAAGUAGGAAAUUAGAAACAGAGCAUAAGUUUAAGACAGACUUAGAAAAGAUGAGUAAGAAAAAGGUAAAGGUUAAGAUGACUCCCUUUGAUGAGAAAAUUGAUUCCAUGGAUGCGUACUUGAAUGUGUACGAAACGUACGCUGUUGCGCAGGAUUGGGAUAAAGAGAUAUGGUCACUUAACUUACCGUUCCUUCUAAAGGGUACGGCAAGAGAGGUUUUUGAUAGGCUUCCGUUGGAAGAUAGGAAGGAUUAUGAUAAACUGAAAGCCGCUUUGCUACGUCAGUUCGAACUCACUGACGAUGGCUAUAAGAAAAAGUUUAGAACUGAGAGGCCUCGUGAUAAUGAGACCUUUGUGAUGUUUCUAGCCAGAAUAAGUAGAUAUUUAGAUGGUUGGCUUAGACUGAGUAAGGUAGAUAAAACGUACGAAGGAUUGUUAGAUUUUAUUCUUAGGGACCAAUUUUUAGAUGUAUGUAAUAGAGAACUAUACCAGAAUUUGAGUAGUAAGAGGUUAGUUAAAGCUAAGGAUGUAGCAGAAGAUGCAGAUUUGUUUGCAAAGACUCGAGGAGGUCCCAAGUAUGUCGUGAAUCGAACCAAUAAGGACCGGAGCUAUAAACCAUAUGAAAUACCUCAGAGACACUAUCCUAGUAGUCGUAAUGUAGGCACUAGUAAUAGAGGUAGUAGCAAUGUUGCUAAUAGAGGUAGAAGUUUUCAACCCUUUGGUGUACUAAAGUGUAAUAAGUGUGGUCGAAUAGGGCAUAGCUCAUAUUACUGUAGGAGUGGAAAGUACGGCGGUAAUAGUGCCAAUGCAGCAGCAGAGUUAGAGGUAGAGCAGGAAAGUAGUAAAGGGGGGAAUAGAAAUAGUAAGGAAAGUAGAAAUAGAGGUAGAGGCCGUGACCGAUCUAGGAGUAGAGGUAGAGGAAGAAAUAGAGAUAGAGAUAGGAGUAAGUCAAGUAGGUCAGAGAGUGGAAAUAGCAUUAUAGAACUAAGUGAUGUUGAGGAGUUAGGUAUGCUUAGUGUAAGUACAUGUCCUACAAAACCCGGUACUUGUAAUGGUAGGGAUGUAAUCGCUAUGCGGGAUACAGGUUGUACAUGUGUGAUAGUGAAACGGAACUUAGUAGAAGCAAGUCAGUUUUUAGAGAAAACCCGUAGAUGUAAGUACAUAGAUGGGAGUGAACAUAGGCUAGAUGUAGCUAGAAUAGAUAUUGAUUGUCCGUAUUUCAAGGGUACAGUAGAGGCGUUGGUUGUAGAUAAUCCUACCAAUGAUGUUAUAAUUGGUAAUGUAGAGGGAGCUGUAGAACCUCAGUUUAGUAGUUUAGCGUCAGCAGUAGAAACUAGGGCGCAAGCCAAAGUUAAGAAGCAAGUAAAGCUUAAAGUUCCGUCUCAGAUUUUAGAUGUAUCUAGAGAGGAGUUCUUAGAAAAGCAACAGAAAGAUAGCACUUUAGAUUUGUGUAGAAAGAAGGCUGAGGAAGGUACGAUUAAGCAGUGUAGAGGUAAAGGUUCAGUUAGGUUUGAGAUAAAGAAUAGAUUGUUAUAUAGAGAGUAUACCGCCCAGAAUUUAGACAAAAGUAGACAGCUGAUUGUACCUAAAUGUCUUAGAGAAACUGUAAUGAAAGUUGCACAUGAUUCAUUACUGUCAGGCCAUUUAGGUAUAAGGAAAACUAGUGAUAGGGUAUUAGGCGAAUUUUACUGGCCAGGAGUAAUGGCAGAGGUUAGGAGGUACUGUCAGUCAUGUAGUAUUUGUCAACGUACUAUAGCUAAGGGUAGAGUAAGUAAAGUUCCGUUAGGAAAAAUGCCUUUGAUUGAUACUCCGUUUAAGAGAGUUGCCGUCGAUAUCGUUGGUCCGAUCGAACCUAUGACUGAUAGGAAAAACAGGUAUAUUUUGACUAUGGUAGAUUAUGCUACUAGAUAUCCAGAAGCUAUAGCACUACCUAGUAUUGAAACUGAGAGAGUAGCAGAGGCAUUAGUAGAUAUGUAUAGUAGAUUAGGAGUGCCAGAGGAAAUGCUUACCGAUUGUGGAUCGCAGUUUACGUCAGAACUUAUGGCAGAAGUUAGUAGGUUAUUGUCAUUAAGGCAGUUAACUACAACACCGUAUCACCCUAUGUGUAACGGUUUAGUAGAGAAGUUUAACGGUAGUUUGAAGCAAAUGUUGAAAGCGUAUGUGUAGUGAGAGACCUAGAGAUUGGGAUAGGUAUUUGAAUGCUAUGUUGUUUGCUUACCGUGAAGUUCCGCAAGAAAGUUUGGGAUUUUCUCCCUUUGAGUUACUUUACGGUAGAACAAUCCGUGGACCGAUAACUGUGCUAAGAGAGUUAUGGGCUGGUAAGAUGGAGAAUGAUGAGGUUAAAACCACUUAC
Messenger RNA from Mercenaria mercenaria, 4225 nucleotides. RefSeq lists its product as uncharacterized. Gene Ontology annotation, biological process: DNA integration. The record is from RefSeq and is a predicted model, not a curated record. Gene Ontology annotation, molecular function: nucleic acid binding. Lineage: Eukaryota; Metazoa; Mollusca; Bivalvia; Venerida; Veneridae. Bases 1573 to 4038 code for a protein of 821 amino acids. The transcript has 2 exons.